Messenger RNA from Verticillium dahliae VdLs.17, 1863 nucleotides. RefSeq lists its product as uncharacterized. The record is from RefSeq and is a predicted model, not a curated record. Lineage: Eukaryota; Fungi; Ascomycota; Sordariomycetes; Glomerellales; Plectosphaerellaceae. Bases 1 to 1689 code for a protein of 562 amino acids. The transcript has 3 exons.
AUGGCGCCGCAGAAGCGCACAAGGCAACAAGCGGGCGACCUCUCCUCCGAGAGCCUCCCCCGAAAACCGCCAGCGAAGAGGAUCAAAACGAGGACCUGGGAAUCGCCUCCCGAAUUUUGGGACCGGCUGUCCAAGAUCGCGCUGACCCACGGAGCCUUGAGAGAACUCGACCGUCGCACGGAGCUUUCACGGACAGGACUUCCGCGCUCUCGUCACUCCCUCGCAUGCACCACAAGCCCGUUCAAACACCCCUCUCUCCCAGCGCCCGACCCUACUCCCGUCAUCAUGACCUCGAGGCAUUCCUCGCAAAGUGGCGGCAGCCGAUCGGCCAACCCAGCUUCGACGCAAGCCACCUCGGCCACAACCAAGUCGAAAAAGUCGACCGUAUACAGCCGCAAUUUCGAUCAGCACUUGACAGACCAUGGCGUUCAUGCAACGUAUUCGUCUGAAAAGCCGGACCUGCAGGAAAUCAGAAAGGCUUUAGAGACCAAUGCCCGGGCUAAGGACGAAGACGAUGUACUGGCAAAUGUGUUGCCGACAAUCCUUGGACCCAAUCAAGCCAGCCACCCGUCCGCAAGAAACACAAUAUUUGGGAAUAUCAAGUCACUCACAGACGGAACAAUCGCCCCGGCCAAGCCAGACCUGUACUACGGAGCGUCUCCCGAGGAAUUAUCCCGGUCUAUCCGCAAUGGGCUCGAGCACUACAUCAUCCCAUCUUCCAUGCACGACAAGCCCAUGGCGCCAAACUUCUUCGUCGAGGUCAAAGGCCCAGAUGGUAGCUUAGCGGUGGCAAACCGGCGAGCUCGCUAUAAUGGGGCACUUGGAUCCCACGCUAUGUACAGCCUGCAGAACUACGGCGAAGAAGAGCCCAGGUACGACGGCAAGGCAUACACAUUUGGCUCAAUAUAUCACGGCGGCACGCUUCAUAUGUAUGCCCAUCACCCCACGGCGCCGACGACCCACGGAGGGCCGCCCGGUUAUCACAUAACCCAAGUCGACGCCUGGGCCAUGACGGGCAACCGUGACGGUUUCGUCCGAGGCGCCACCGCGUUUCGGAACGCUAGGGAUCUAGCGAAGCAGUAUCGCCACAACUUCAUCCAAGCUGCAAAUAGCAGAGCAUCACAGCAAGCCACUAAAGCUCCCCAAGGCGAUCUAGCAGUCAUAGCUCAGCUCGAUCUAGAUAAGGAGGGGAGUGCUGACGAAUUCGUCGACUGCUUAGAUUACUCUCCAUCACCCACUCCCGACGAGCCUGCUCCUGGGGUUGCAGAUAUCGACGACUGCAGCCAGGCAUCUGCACUGCCCGAGCUCGGCGACACGACAACUAGCUUCGCAUCUAGCUUCACAUCUGAUUUCGCCGCCGACCGCUCAAAACGGCAGAGGCAGCCACUAAGUCCUGACUCGAAAUUGAUCACUCGAAGCCCCCCGUCUAAGAGUCGCCAUCCCCGUGGGACAAGUAGGAUAAGCCAGAGGUCACCUGUCUUUGGUCUUCAUGUGGAUGAAGUUGAAUGUAUGUGGGUGGAAACCUACUGGCUCGAGGGACCCGUCUGCUUCCGCAUUGAGAAAGAAGAGAUGAAGACGGAUCGGAAGGACUGGACUCUGCAAAUACAACAAGAUGGGAGGUUCUGCUUUCGCUGGCAGGGCUCUGGAAGGCAGAUCAUCUGGACAAAGGAGCUGGUGGCAGGCGACUAGGAGAAUGGGUUUGUCAGUAUUUAGUGUUCCGGCAGCGCAUACGGCUUCCGAUGUGAUGCGGCCAUCGCCAAGGCGUGAGGGGCAUGCGCCCCGUAAUUUCGCCGCCGCAUCUGAGUCCUCCUUUUGACCUUAGAAUCACGAACCAUCAACUUGAUGGCAGGCAAAAGUUUCGAU